AUGGGAAAGCACAAAAAGCCUCACAGCCAGUACCAUGGCUCCAGGGGCGAUGCAAGGGCAGGCCCAAGGGCUGGGAAGAAAAUGGGUGCUUUCUCACGGGUAUCAACUCGAGCCAAGUUGCAGGCCAAGCAGAAGCCCCAGGAUAAAAAUGAUCAGAAGCAUCGUUUGCGACAAAAUCAACGACCAGUCGUUCCGUUCUUGCCUUCCGAUCGAAUACUGCUUGCUGGUGAAGGAGAUUUCUCGUUUGCUCUCUCUCUAGCAAGUAGUCAUGGCUGCCGACGCAUGCUGGCAACAUGCUACGAUAGCAAAGAUAUUUUAUACCAAAAAUAUCCGCCAGCAGAACAACACAUCACUCAGCUCUGCAGUGCAGCAGAAUACACAGGUUCGGCACGAGGAUUAAAGCGAAAACGAGAGGGCACGCCAGCCUCUGAAAAUGGAUCCGGCUCGAAUGGCGAAUCAACCCAACCCGCUGCCGGUAUACAGUCUACUCCAGAUCUGCCAUCGCCGAAAGUCCUCUUUUCAAUAGACGCAAAGAAAUUAGGACUCACUGGCGGUGGCGGAAAAGUUGUUCGAAAGGGGUUUCCGCGCCUCAACCGCAAAAUAAGGGGACAGCCGCACAAACACUCAAAGCCAGAAGCUGGAAAAUCCCGCGAAAUAGAUGAAAGCGGGCCGUGGGACAUCAUAUGUUUCAAUUUUCCACACGUUGGCGGCCUGAGCACGGAUGUAAAUCGGCAGGUCCGCGCAAACCAGGAGCUUCUUGUUUCAUUCUUUAAAGCGUGUGUUCCACUUCUAUCUGCACCACCUCCGGACGAUGAUGGUUAUGACUGGGAGGAGGAAGAUGAAGGUCUGAGCGAUGCCUCGGAUAGCGGCGAGAAUCCGUCGAACAGUCGAAAGCUACGCUCUGAACCUGGACAGGUUAUUGUCACCCUAUUUGAAGGCGAGCCGUAUACGCUGUGGAAUAUUCGAGAUCUUGCACGGCAUGCUGGGCUGAGAGUGGUAACAAGUUUUAAAUUUCCGUGGGGUAGUUAUCCGGGUUAUUCCCAUGCAAGAACGCUUGGAGAAAUCGAAGGAAAGGACGGAGAGAGGGGGGGAUGGAGGGGAGAGGAGAGAGAGGCUAGAAGCUAUGUAUUUGAGCGCAAAGAAUUCGAAGAUCGAGCAAAGGUCGCUGGCAAGAGGGCGAGAAAAAGGAAGAAUGAGAGUGAUGACAGCGAUGAUGAUUGA
This is a messenger RNA of Coccidioides posadasii C735 delta SOWgp, 1221 nucleotides long. RefSeq lists its product as uncharacterized. The record is from RefSeq and is a predicted model, not a curated record. Gene Ontology annotation, molecular function: rRNA (uridine-N3-)-methyltransferase activity. Gene Ontology annotation, biological process: rRNA base methylation. NCBI's taxonomy places the organism in Eukaryota, Fungi, Ascomycota, Eurotiomycetes, Onygenales, Onygenaceae.